AUGCACGGUGGGUCACUCUCGGGAGAGGCAGGACUUGCAUGGGUGGGGAUGCUCACGGCGGAGGAGGCGGCGGUGGAGGGUACAUCUUUGGCGGAGAAGGUCGCCUGUGCGGGCGGAGGGGCAUCGGCGGACGGGCAGAGGAGCCAAGGAAGCCCCCCCAGGGAGGUUUGGCUGUUGGUGAUGGGGUCGAUGGCGGUGGCGCUGCUGUGUGCGUUGAUUGCCCGACUAGCAAGUGGACCAAUCAUGUGCCGAGAUGGAGACAGAGAAAGACAGAUGGAGCUGCUAAUGCCCGCUUGCAACCUGGUGGCGCACGGAGCGGCAGAGGAGGGAGAAAAGGAGGGGGGGGGGCGAAUGGAAGGAAGGGAGAGGGUGGAGAAGGGAGAGCGGAAAGGGGAUGGGAAAGGGGACGUGGAGCGGGAGGGGAAGAAAGCAACCCCCACGGCCCAGCUCUCCCUCUCCCUCUCCCUCUCCCCCCACUCUCACACGGCGCGCACCUUCCAGUCCGCGGCGUCCAUGACCGCAACGUCCUCGCGCCCCGCCAGCGCGCACAUCGCCUCCUGCUCCGCCGCGCUCGUCACGCGCACCCACGCCGCCACCCUCUCCCCCCCCGCGCCGUACACCGCCGCGCCUCUCCGCGUCACCACGCGCAACCCAGUUCUGCCGCGCGGCAACGCGUGGCGAAUGGGGGCGGGAGAAGGGGGGAGGAGGGGAAGGACGCGAGGGCGGCGAGGGGAGGUGGAAAGAUAG
Closterium sp. NIES-65 is the source of this 747-nucleotide messenger RNA. NCBI's taxonomy places the organism in Eukaryota, Viridiplantae, Streptophyta, Zygnematophyceae, Desmidiales, Closteriaceae. The record is from the annotation of a GenBank genome assembly.